UAAACAAGUGGCAGAAAAGAAAGAUGGAAGAGGUAGCGCACCGGUGGCUCUGGGGCCGCCUGAAAACCCGGCGGUCGCCCAGUCCGCCUUCGAAAUGCCAGCACAGGCAUCUCCCGCUGAGAUGAGAGAGGCUUUGACUCAGUUCACAGAGCCGAAUUCUUUCGUUUUGGUCCACGGUGCGGAACACGAAAUCUUGAGUGCCGGGGUGGAGGAAGUAGGACUGGUGGGCGUCCGGGGGGGAAGCAGAUCUCAGCAAAAUGCUGGAAACUCUCCCAGUGCACGUGGUGCAGUUGGCCCUGGGAGGCAGAGGGGUGCCUCGCGGGGUCCCAAGAUGCUGCGGUGCAGGAUCCUGCCGUGGGCCAGGCUAGAUCGCUUUCAAGGCUCCUCCCAGCUCUGAAAAGCCUGUUGAAGGCGUGGGAUCAGCUGGCUUGUCUGCAUUUUUAUCCAGGGAAUUAGGAAGCACCCAUCCCGGCGGGGAGCUCUUUUGCCCUUACGGCAAUGCUCUUGUUCUUAACGUGCUGCGCUUCCCUGCGUCUGCCCGUCACAGGCCGCAACGCACCAGGACAUGAUGUACUGGCUGCAGGAGCUUCAGCAGAAGAGGUGGGAAUAUUGCAACAGCCUCGACGCUGCCCAGAGGUGCAGUCGGACGUCGCCCACCCCGGGGGGCUGCUCCAAGGGGCUGGUGGCCAAAGACAGUCCCGAUCUGACGGCGCUGCCUCCAAACGCUUCAGCCGAGAAAGCCAGGAAUGUCCUCGCCGUGGAGAUCGCCCCCACGGAGCUGGUGGGGGAGCAAGCAGCCUGCCUGCCGGCCCCAGGCCACCCCAGCCCCAUCAAUUUCUCCUUGAAGCAGUGGGGCACGGAGAUCAGGAAUUCUGUGUCUUCCUUAAGAACCGGAAAAGGAAGUAGUGAAAACCGCAAGAGUGUUUUUUACACAGAAGAAUGGGAAAUGCUAGAUCCCACCCCAAAAGAUUUGCAAGAAUCAGCGGCUCAGGAAGAAAAAAGAAGGUUGGCAGCAGAACCCAGCAAAGGUGGGUCCGGCUCAGCCUUCCCGUUUGAUUUUGGCCGCCUCCCACACAAAGCCAGGCGUCCUUGGAAGGACCCGAUGGCCGCCAGCAAAGGCCGGAGCAGCCCGGAGACCUCUCCUCUGGCCUGGAACGGCGGCCGGACGGCUGCAGAGAUGCAGCUGAAGUUCCAGAGCCAGCAGGAGGAAGUGGAGCAACUCAGGAAGGAGCUGGCCAGCCAGAAGGAACUUGUGCGGCUCUUGCAGCAGACGGUCCGGUCUUCCCAAUACGACAGGUACUUAGCGGGGCCCCUCUGUGACGGCGGGGCCAAGGGCCACUUGGAGCUGCUUCACCAGAAAGACCACCAGAUUUUGGGUCUCAACCACCAGCUCGAAAGGCUGAACCUAGAGAAGGAGCACUUGCAGCAGGAGGUGGCGAGCUUGAAGUCCAAGGUGGGUGAGCUGGACGAACAGCUGGAGAUGUUCAUGGAGACCAUCCAGGCAAAGGAUGAGGUGAUUGUGAAGCUCUCCAGGGAGCUGAGCGAGAGCGAGGAUCAAUCGCCUUGGCAGACCGGAUCAGGGCCUGCGGACGCCUCCCCCCCCGUCAGCAAGGAGUUGCAGGAGCUCAGCAAGCUGAAGGACAGUCUGCAGGGCUACAAAACCCAGAACAAAUUUCUCAAUAAGGAGAUCCUGGAACUUUCUGCUUUGCGAAGAAAUGCCGAGAACAGAGAGAAGGAGUUGAUGGCCAAGUACACGAGCCUCGAGGCCAGAAUGUGCCAGGUGGAAAGCAGGUACCUGAUUCUGCUUCAGGAGAAGAAGGCCCCAGUGUGCUCGGAGGAGCAGAGUCCCCACAGCGACAUCAUCGCCCAGCUCUUGGAAGACGCCCUGAAGGUGGACAGCAGCGAACAGCCCGAACAGGCCUACUCCAGGCCCCACCUGGUCAGCGAAUACGAUGUGUAUGGGUUUCAAACGGUCCCGGAGGACGAGGAGGAGGAGGAGAGGCUGGUUGCGAAAGUGCGGGCCUUGGACCUGAAAUCCUUGUCCCUCUCGGAGCACCAGGAGAUGUCCACGGGCGUGAAGUGGGAGAACUUCCUGGCUGCCACCGCGAACAGGGAGAUGGUCCGGUCGGUGGAGCUGAAGAACCUCAUCCGGGGCGGGAUUCCCCACGACCACCGUUGCCAGGUAUGGAAAUGGUGCGUGGGCCUCCACGUGAAGAAGUUCAAGGACCGCAGCCCCCCGGGCUACUUCCAGAGCCUGCUUCAGAACGCCCUGAAGAAGCAGAACCCGGCCUCCAAGCAGAUCGAGCUGGACCUCCUGCGGACCCUGCCCAACAACAAGCAUUACUCGUCCCCCACCUCGGAGGGCAUUCAGAAGCUGCGGAACGUCUUGCUGGCUUUCUCUUGGCGGAACCCCGACAUCGGCUACUGCCAGGGGCUUAACAGGCUGGCGGCCAUCGCGCUGCUCUACCUGGAGCAGGAAGAUGCCUUUUGGUGCCUGGUGACCAUAGUGGAGGUCUUCAUGCCCCGGGACUACUACACUAAAACGCUCCUUGGCUCUCAGGUGGACCAGCGAGUCUUCAAGGACCUGAUGAAUGAGAAGCUGCCCCGGCUGCACGCACACUUUGAACAAUACCGGGUGGACUCCUCGCUCAUCACCUUCAACUGGUUCCUGAUUGUCUUUGUGGACAGCGUGGUCAGCGACGUUCUCUUCAAAAUAUGGGAUUCCUUUCUGUAUGAGGGACCAAAGGUUAUUUUCCGGUUUGCUUUGGCACUCUUCAAAUACAAAGAGGAGGCGAUCUUAAGGCUCCAAGACUCGACUUCCAUAUUCAAGUACCUCAGAUCUUUCACUCGCACAGUCCUGGAUGCCAGGAAACUGAUCGGCAUCGCUUUUAGGGACCUCAAUCCCUUUCCUCUGCGCCAGAUCAGGAACCGGAGGACCUACCACCUGGAAAAGGUGCGCCUGGAGCUCAUGGAGCUGGAAGCCAUGCGGGAGGAUUUCUUGCGCGAAAGGGAGACCAACCCAGAGAAAAGGGACCUGAUCAGCGAGGAUGAAGAGGAUGGUUGAAGGCAGCCUGGGCGGCCUCCUUCG
Molecule: messenger RNA, 3088 nt
Organism: Python bivittatus (Burmese python)
Lineage: Eukaryota; Metazoa; Chordata; Lepidosauria; Squamata; Pythonidae
Source: RefSeq, a predicted model, not a curated record